Blastomyces dermatitidis ER-3 is the source of this 378-nucleotide messenger RNA. RefSeq lists its product as uncharacterized. Lineage: Eukaryota; Fungi; Ascomycota; Eurotiomycetes; Onygenales; Ajellomycetaceae. Gene Ontology annotation, cellular component: membrane. The record is from RefSeq and is a predicted model, not a curated record. The transcript is spliced from 3 exons. The coding region runs from base 1 to 378 and encodes 125 amino acids.
AUGGCAGCGGACGCUCUCGGUGCUAUUUUCCUAAUCAUUAUUACAAUCUUUAUUCCGCCGCUGGGUGUCUUCUUCAUUAGCGGAUGCUCCCCAGACCUCCUCAUUAAUAUUUGUCUCACACUACUUGGAUAUUUCCCGGGCCACAUCCACGCCUUCUACUGCGAGUACAUCUACUACGACCGGCGCGCAAGGGGCCAUCAAGGGCGGCUAGCCUGUGCCCGCGCCCCGGGCAUUUUCUCAGAGCGCAUUCAAAAUGGUGGCGACAUGACAACUGAAUACUAUUACCCUGCCCCGCCUGCUCAGACACCAGCAGCGCCAGCCACACCAUAUUCAGGCUCCCAAGUACCCCCAAGACAACAGUCGGGGUGGGCACGGUAA